UUCAAAAACAAUAUCUCACACCACGAGUUACUGUGUAAAACGGAAAAAGAAAAAGGGAAUGGGAACAAUAACAGCUCCGUGGAAGCAACUUCUUCUCAACGCUUUGGAAUCUAAUUCCCAUCUCAAGCACUCUUCCUACUUUCAACUCGCCACGGUGGGAUGCAACGGAAGACCCUCCAAUCGCACCUUGGUUUUUAGAGGAUUUCAAGAGAGCAGCGACAAGUUCCAUAUCAACACCGAUAACAGGACUCACAAGAUAGAAGAGCUAAAGCAUUGCCCUUUUGCUGAGAUGUGUUGGUACUUUACCGAUUCAUGGGAGCAGUUUCGAAUCAGUGGAAGAGUUGAUUUUAUUGAUGGAUCCAAUCCUGACAACUUCAAACUCCAGCAAAGGGAGAAAUCUUGGUUUGCUAGCUCUGUUAAAUCAAGGCUACAAUACUUGGGACCUAAUCCUGGUCUGCCCCGCAUAAGUGAGCACCAAAGUGAGGAGGAAGUUCGUUUAGAUCCUUCAAUUGGCCCGGUUGCUGCUUUUUGUCUGCUUGUUCUUGAUCCUGAUCAGGUUGAUUAUUUGAAUUUGAAGAAUAAUGAGAGAGUUAAGUUUAUAUCUACACUUGAUAUGAAUGGAGUGAAAAACUGGACAUCAGAGAGAAUCAACCCUUGAUUUUGUUUUCAGUUUCUAAAGCCAUGAGAUGGACACACAAUGGCAUAUGGUUGAUGUGGAAUAACAUAUUAUAAUCUUUUAUACAUCAAUUUUCGCUGGUUGUAUGUAUGUAUUUUAGAUUCCAUAAAUAAAUAUAGUUUCUUCUUGAUCAUGUAAUAA
This is a messenger RNA of Gossypium arboreum, 817 nucleotides long. RefSeq names its product pyridoxine/pyridoxamine 5'-phosphate oxidase 2. Gene Ontology annotation, biological process: pyridoxine biosynthetic process. NCBI's taxonomy places the organism in Eukaryota, Viridiplantae, Streptophyta, Magnoliopsida, Malvales, Malvaceae. Bases 59 to 658 code for a protein of 199 amino acids. The transcript has 7 exons. Gene Ontology annotation, molecular function: pyridoxamine phosphate oxidase activity; FMN binding. The record is from RefSeq and is a predicted model, not a curated record.